This is a messenger RNA of Drosophila santomea, 1215 nucleotides long. RefSeq names its product antigen 5 like allergen Cul n 1. The record is from RefSeq and is a predicted model, not a curated record. Lineage: Eukaryota; Metazoa; Arthropoda; Insecta; Diptera; Drosophilidae. Bases 35 to 961 code for a protein of 308 amino acids. The transcript has 2 exons.
UCGACCUCAGAUCAGUAGCGUGUUGACCGUCGAGAUGCCGAGAUUGUUGAGCAAGUGCAGCGUGUUUGCCCUUUGGGCGCCUGCAGUGCUCCUCCUUGUUUUGGUUUGCGAAAAGGGUUUAACCGGAGCUCAGACUUUAAACGAUACUCUAACGAUCACUACCACAGCGCCAUCUGGCGGCUACUGUGCGGCUGCACUUUGUGAGCUGUACAAUGGAACGCAUUUGGUGCACAUGCCGCAUACCGCAUGUGGCAACAACGGCAGCUUCUCACCCGCCUGUGGACCGGAGCCCAAACUCCUCGAAAUGAGCGAGAGGCGACGCCAACUGCUGCUGGACAUGCACAACUUGGCCAGAUCGAAGAUCGCCAGCGGAAAUCUGAAUGGAUAUCGCAGUGCCGCCCAUAUGCCGCUGCUGCGUUGGGAUAACGAACUGGAGCAAAUGGCCGCCUUGCACGCCAAACGCUGCCAAUUCGCGCACGACAAGUGCCGCAACACGCCGCGUUUCAAGUUUAGUGGCCAGAAUAUCGGUUACUUUUGGAUCGGAAGAGAGUUCAAAUCGCAUUCGCGACGAAUGAAAUCCUUUGUGAUCAACUGGUUCCGCGAGUACCAGGAUGCCAAUCAGAGCUUCAUCGAUAGUUAUCAUCCACAUCCGCAAGGCAAGAAGAUCGGUCACUUUACAUUACUUGUGUCGGAUCGAGUAAAUCGCGUGGGCUGCGCCGGUGUCCGCUUCCUGGAGGUCAAUUCCAAUCGAUUCCAGUUCAUGUUGACUUGCAACUAUGACUACAACAACAUUUUCAACGAACCCAUUUAUCAAUCUGGUCCGCCGGGAUCCAAGUGCCCCCAACAUCAAAUCAGCGAAAAGUUCCCCGGCUUGUGCGACUGGCGGGAUGCCAGCCAUGAUUUCGACAGCGAAGAGAGCGCUGAAGAUGGUAAUACCUUGGACAACAAUAUUCCCCUGUAAAUUAGAAAAGAAAAUCCCAAUCAUAUGAAUCUAAUACUCGUGCAGCCCCACCUGGAACAAGUUACAAAAGAAACAUUUUUUUUUUAUAAGUAAGAUAUCAUUUUAAAUGAGUUAUUUUAGAAUCUUUGGAAUACAAUUUGUAAUUACAAUUUUAAAGUUCGGUUUUUAAUAAUAUGUUACUAAACUAACUUUAGAAUUGUUAUGUUGUUGACAGUUUAUUAGAAUUAAAAAAUUAACAUUACGGAUUCUUAUCA